Messenger RNA from Aspergillus tanneri, 819 nucleotides. RefSeq lists its product as uncharacterized. The coding region runs from base 1 to 819 and encodes 272 amino acids. The transcript has a single exon. Lineage: Eukaryota; Fungi; Ascomycota; Eurotiomycetes; Eurotiales; Aspergillaceae. The record is from RefSeq and is a predicted model, not a curated record.
AUGUCUGCACCCGAUCCGAGCAUUCCAGAAGUGAUACAGAGUAAUUUCCAGGCCAUUGAAGCGGAGCAAAUAUCGUCAGAAAAUUCAGUCUGGAGAAUUGAACCUGCCUCAACAUCUCCGUUAGAGAGAAUCCCAUCUCAACCCCACAUCAGCAGCGAAGACGCCAAUAUCUCACAUCGAAGGUCUCCCGUCCGCGACGAUACUUCAUCCUCAAUGUUCCAUUACUCAUCCUUCUCAACGAGCCUCGUUGAUACGGAUGAUGCUAUGCAGCACGCAGCCUAUCAACACAAUGUUUAUUCUUUUGUGGGCUCUUCGCCUGAUUUCGCUAACACGACUACUUCUCAAACCCACCCAUCUGAUAAUUCCUCUAACGCAAAUCCUAUUUUGAUGGAUACAGAUGACGCUCUGCAGAAUGCAGUCUAUCAGUCGCUCACCCACCACGGUUAUUCAUUCAUUGGACCAUUGGUUGACUUAACUGGUCAGGUUGAUGAUGCCAAUAAUUUACCCUUUCAACCACGUUCAUCGAAUAGUCCCUCGUAUGCAAAUCCUAUCUUAAUUGAUACAGAUGACGCUAUGCGGCACACGGCCUAUCAACCCCAUGUUCAUUCUUUUAUGAGCUCUUCGCCUCAUUUGUCUAAUGUAACUGCUUCUCAAUCCAGCCCGCCUGAUAAUUUCCUUUCCAUGAGUCCUAAUUUGGUCGAUACGGAUAAUGCCUUGCGAGAUGGCAUAUAUCAGGCACAUGGCAAUCCAAGCUUCAUUUACUCAAAUAUCAAUAAUCUAGCCCCUUCUGAUGCCAGGGUAACGGGCACUGUCACCUAG